CAUCCCCUCCGACAGGCAGCCUCUUCUAGCUUUGGGAUCUGUCGGAGCACAAUGAAAGAAAGCUAGAUCUAUCUGGCGGUCUCUAAUUUCUCUCGUCCUCUCUGCCUCUCCCGAUUGAUACCAACAAAAUCACUAUUCUUUUCCCAACAAAAUCACAAGGAAACAAAGCAAUAUCUAGAUCUCCUUACCACGGAGUUGGCGGAGACGAUGAUGGAGCUGGGCGAUCUGCUCGCCCGCGAGUACAGCAUGACUAGGGGCGUCGAAGGGCGACUUCGGAACCGUCGGUGGCGGCCAUGGCCACCGGAUCGAUGGGGGAGUCCCGUCAUAUAGCAUUCCAAGUUUUUCAGCUUGUAGUGCUCCUGAACUAUAUUUGAAUUCGAUCUGGCUACUCUGUGGAUUGUACCUAUUAUUUAACCUAAGCCAAGAAAUUGGUCUGACGAGAAACUUAGCUGGAGCUUUGUUACAAUAUCGACAAUUGAUGAGCUACGUUCUGAGCCCCAUUUGAAAUUAAUGUAGAGGCCGGAGAUCCACAGAUCUGACAAAUCCAUCAUGCACACUAAGGUUAUCUGGGAAGACACGAUUGAUGGUGCCGUUGAGCGAAUACUUCAUGAACUCAAGAACACUAGCAGCAGAGAGAAUGCCAUCUACUUUGAUGGUUGGGACGGGCUGGGGACGUCUGCCGUCCUGCGAGCUGUAGCCCAACGGCUGGCAUCAAAGGAACCGGCAAGGCCCCCAGGGCUUGAAUUUGAGGAAGUCAUCCACAUUGACUACUCAAAGUGGAAGAGCAGAAGAGCAUUGCAGCGGGAAAUCACAGAGCAGUUGCGGCUUCCGAGUUGGCUGAUGAAGGUGUUUGACAAGCAAGAUGAGGAUGAUGAUUUCAACGGUAUUAUUGAUCAACGUCGUCGAACUGAGAUAGAAGAGGUCACAGCAAGGAUCCAUAGGAGCAUGGAGAGCCGCAGGUUUCUUCUGAUUCUUCACAAUGGACACAACGAGGAAAUUGAUAUAUUUAACCUAGGUCUUAACCUCGGUCUUUCCCGGUAUGGGUACCCGAGUAACAAGAUGUUGUGGACCUUCCAGGGGAGGUUUAGGCUCGACCCCAAGCUGCGAGACAUGGUUGUGAAGAACAAUACGACAGAUGUUCUUAUCUCAGCUUCUUCCUUCAGGAGAGAUCCACGAGACCUCUGGUCCUAUCUAGUGCGUGAAGAGGCUGAACAAGUUUCAUGCAAGCAUGGCAUCGAUCCUGCAAUGGUUGUUGAGUGCUUCUUGUAUAUGUUGGAACGGAGUUACAUGGGCCAAAACAUCAUUGACUAUGAUUGGGCUUUUCAUGCUUCCAACUUUUGGAUAUGUGAUGGAAUCAUACAUCAGGAACAGUGGCGGUUGGGGAAUGCUCUUCACGAAGACUUGGAAUGGUGUAUAGACAAGUUGUCCCGACAAGAAGCCAAAGAAGAGGGUCUUCAUAAGUCUCACAUGGAAAAGUAUGCCAACCUCAGACCAUACUGGAUUUCAACAGCCAGUUCUGGAUUUCUACUAAACCCAGUUGGUAUUAUUCCUAACAACAUGUUUCAGAAUUCAGACAAGCUCAGUGUGAUAAAACUGUCGCAGUGUGCCUUCAGUUUCUUAUUACCUCCAUUUCUAUACUGCCACAGCCUUAGAUUUCUAUGUCUAGACCGUUGCAAGAACCUGCAACAAAACAUAUGUGCAGAAGAAGGGAAUGAUUCCACCAGGGUCUGGGCAUGCUUCCAAAGCCUGUGGAUACUUGACUUGCGCCACAUGGACAUGGAUUGGAUCUUAUCUGCACAGAUGAUGGACCUCAUGACUCAGCUCACUGAGCUAAACAUAGUGGGAGCUGAGAACUGGGACCUGAGCCAUUUACGUGGACGUCUUCGUAACAUCCGCAAGCUCCGGGUAAUAGCGUCUACCUUUUGUAAUUAUGAGAGCAGCUUGUUCUCGGAAAUGGAGCAGUUGGAGAUUCUUGAAUUUUCAGGAAAUAUAACCGAACGACGAGUGAGCUUAUUAUCUCUUUGUAAUCGACUCAAGAGUGUCGCUGUUCAUGGAUCGGAUGGACUAGAAAAGAUCUCUUUGCAAGGCUUUUCCCAACUGAAGAAUGUCUUGUUGAGUGGAAUGUUGGAGGGACUCGAGGAACUGGACCUCUCGGGUACAACGUUGCAGACAAUUAACCUUGGCGCAACGUGGUGCCUGAAUCUCAAGAGGUUCCUUCUGUUAGGCUGCGAGAAGCUCCGUGCUGUGUUGUGGCCACCGAGAGGCCGUAGACAAGUGUUAGAUGUGUUGCGUAUUGACACCACCUCACGAUCAGAAUCAGAUAACGCAGUGGAAAGAAACUUAUCUGACUCUGCUUCCACGAGAUCAUCAUUAGUCAUUCACAAGGGAAAAGAAUUACAUGCUCAUCCAUAUCGCCACAAAUCCCUCAAGGAGCAGAAAGAGAAAUACUUCAAUAGAUGGCGGAUUUCUCUGACAGAUGCAAGGCUCCUUAGGUCGCUUUUGCCCGUCAUAGAGGAUUUAAGAGAGACAUUUGAAACAGUGUACAACCAGUUAAGAAGGAGAGGAUCCUUGCAUGUUGAUAUCUGUGCUGCAGCUGCUCUUGGUGGUAGGAACGUACAAGGAGCAAUGAGUAGCCGUACCAACCAUAGAAGUACUUUGGUGGACUCAAAGUACAAAGAUAUCUUUAAGGAGGCUGGUCUGGCUAAUAAAUAUGAUGAUUUGGAUGAUGGCCCAACCCCAUCUGCAGUGACAUUGAUGUGGGACUGCCCCAAGAUAGAUUUAGGUGAUGACUACCAGACCUGUAUCAUAGAGAUGAUCGUUAAUGAACAGCGCAGGGAACCCUUAGAGGAUGCCUAUUUUACAGGGAAACCCUUGCAGGCAAGUAUUGAACUCAUGGCGGAAGCUUUCUGGGCGGCGCAAUAUGAAAGUGGUGGUAGCGUCAGUUCAUCAUUUCCUGUUUUUCCUGACCUCAUAUAUCCUCUUGUCACAUCAUUACACGUUUACAAUAGCUCCUCCGUCACCAGUAUUGACGCACCUUCAGAAGACUCUUGGUCUGAUCUAAGAUGGUGCCGAGUUGAGAGGUGCCACAAGAUACACACAGUCUUCAGAACUCUCAAGGGCAGCAAGAAUGUGCACGGGUGCCAAUUCCCCAACCUGAGAACAUUCUGGGCAUCCCAACUCCUGACGGCACACUACGUCUGGAGCUGGUCUACCGCAACAACUCACCCUGAUGCAUAUUACUCUUUCCAUGACCUGAGAUUCUUGCAUCUGGACUACUGCCCCAGGCUCGUACAUGUACUCCCUGUACAGGUACAUAUGAGCUACAGCUUGCGGACCAUUGAGAUCGUGUACUGUGGUGAUCUCACUGAGAUAUUCCCAUUGUAUGUGCACGAUGAGACCAAAGGGCAGAUCCAUCGGAAAUGCCCAGGCUGGAGCGCAUCCACCUGUGCGAACUCCCCAAGCUGCGGCACAUCCGCGAGCUCAAGCUGA
Lolium rigidum is the source of this 3489-nucleotide messenger RNA. RefSeq lists its product as uncharacterized. The transcript has 4 exons. Lineage: Eukaryota; Viridiplantae; Streptophyta; Magnoliopsida; Poales; Poaceae. The coding region runs from base 550 to 3489 and encodes 979 amino acids. The record is from RefSeq and is a predicted model, not a curated record.